CAGUUAGUUUGUCUAUGGUUAAAUAAUUGAUUUCAUCAAAUUGUCUGCUGGUAUUUCGUAAACAAAAAGAAAGAUAACAAACAUCACGUAUUUGUACUUAUGAUUAAAUUUUAAAUGACGUAGUAUUCUUAAAUCCUGUGAACUGAUGGUGGAAUAUUCAAGGUGUAUUUAUUGUGUUUCGAAUUGACUGAUACCAUGGUCAAAUUUUUUGUUUGACUUUGAUUGAACAAAGGUGAUUAUUAUUCAAGAUGACUGAUUCAAGUUCAUUUACGUCUCUUUUCGCUUUGGUGGACAGUCACUUAUCAAAAUGUAAUUUAAACGACACGCAUAGUGAGGAUGGUCGUGUCGGAAAUUUACCAAUGCCCAUGCUAAACUUUCCUAGAGGGCUGUCCGAUACUAAACUCAUCAACCCGCCUCCAAGAUUACCUAUCCCGACAUUCAGUACGAGCGAGAGCCCUAUCGCCAAUGUCCUCUCUGAACAGUUGUCUAAUAUGUUCAAAGCCAAAGAACUUAAAAAGCAACAAGAACUUGAACAAGAGAAACUGCAAGAAGAGAUGAGACGGAUGGCUCUUGAAGAGAAGAACUGUGUGAUAGACCUAAUGAAAGCUAUACAGAAACCACAGCUACCCGAUCUAAAAACAAAAGAACCCAGCAGCCUCAACAGUUCCUUUGAAUCACUGGUCCUUGAUAAUAAAGAGUUUGUUACUGUUCUAUCAAGACGAACAUCUGAAGUUGGUUUACCAAUCCCGGAGCCGGAGCCUCUACUGCCAAUAAAGACAGAUAUGUCUUACAUACUCAAACAAAAGAUCAAGAGAGGAAAGUGCUCAGCAUUUGGUAAAGUGCUGACUUCACGAUUACGUCCCGUCGCUGCACCAUACCUGAGAGAGAAGGUUCCCACAAACAUUGUAAGAUUUGACUUCAGCACCAAGUCUCCGUGUGAUCUGAUUAAGGAGAAACUGAAGAGGAAGCCAGUUCACACAACUAGUAAUAGUUAUGACUUUUUUUGAUUAAUGGGUGUUGCUAUUGAUGACGAUGAGUCUGAUCAAUAGCAACAUUAAAACAAUGUUUUUAUGUUGGAUUUACUUGCAUCAAUAGCGCAUCUCAUUAUUUUAGAAUAGAGUGUUUUACGCAUUUAUAAAAGUAUUUUGUAUUAGCCUCUUGAUAUAGUCAUUGGAUUUCAGUUCACUUUUUAAAAUCACUUCAAGUGUUGUUGUGUAUUAAAACCUGCUGGUAAUGUAGGCAUAGGGUUGACAAUGAUUAUAGAUAAUCAACUAUUUUCUAUCCGUAUCCUUUACUUAGGGUAUUCUCAACUUAAAAUUUAACUAAUAAACUGUAGACUGUAGAUAGUACAUAAAAUGUACACUAGUAACUUAGUAUUAAAAUGAUUCUAUCUGAUCUAUUUUGUAAUAAUAAUGUACAUAGAAACAAACACACACUUGAAUGUUAUCUUUGUAAAUGUUACUUCUUUUACCUCUUUCCCAAAGGUAUGCAGUACGCAGAUGUGCAUGUUAUGGCAGUAAUGCCACUGUACAAUGUACACCCUCAUUUCACCAUUUGUGUUAUGAGUCCCAUAUAAUAGGGGGUGAGCCUAUUGUGAUAUACUGGGCACAAUUCCAGACUCCGUGCUAAUGAGACUAAGAAACUGGGCUUUUUUUCGGUUUUCGAAAAAAGCCCAGUUCCCAUCUCCCCUUACCCUUACCUGGAAAUAUGAGACCCUACUCGAGCAACAAGUUAAAUGUAUAAAUAUUUACCAAAUUUGAACAAAUGUGACUGAUGUAAUUUGAUGUUGAGUAAUUAAUAUAAAUUAUACUAGUUAAUAACUAGUUCAUUAAUAUAAAUUAAACUAUUGUAACUAGUACUACUUUUUAAAUGACUUUAAUAUUGUAGUGAGGCAUUAAUAUAAAAUUUAAAUGUGUAUUGAUAUCUUGAUCGUAGUAACUGAGUAAGAAUAUAUGUAACUUUGAACUAAUUCAAUAUUUUAGGGGUUUAUUGUUUAAUUAGUAUUUCUGUGGUUAUUAUUACAAUGUAUUAUGGCAUUAAACUAGAUUUGUAUUGUAUUCAGAUAAAGUAAAUAAAAUUUGAUUCAAUUGAGUGUAACUACUACUGAUAAACUUGGCUGUUUAUGUGUUCUAAUGAAUGGAAUAGUAUGCAGUGCAGUAGAUAUUUUCUCUAUACUGGUAUUGUCUCGAUGUUAAAACACAUAAAAUUACUGAUAUCAAUGUCUGUAUGAUAAACAGAUUCAACAAUUUGCAUAAUUCACAGCUUUUUUGAAUCCUUCAUAGUUAUAUUUUUUCAUCUUGGUCGUCAAAUCAAGUUUAUGAACAAAGUAUUAUUAUGUCUCCAUUGUGAAAUCAUUCACUUUACGACGUUUUCAAAUAGGCUCAUCCAUUAGUAAUGGUGCUCCUUCAUUACUUCUAAAAUGUUUACAAACAUGAAACUAUAUUGAUUUUAGCAAAAUGUGAAGUAGAACCGCCGCUUGCCCACCUGUAAUUAGUGACCACCUAGUAUUGUGAAGUUUUUUUGUUCUAAUAAUUUUAUUCUUAUUUAUUUUAUUAACAAUAUGUUUGGUAAUGGAACUUGUAAAAUAACUGGUGUAUGUAGGUAAGCACUUCUCUGUGUAAGAUGCACACAGGCGUUGCUGGUAAGUGUACCGUAAAAGCAGUGGCGUUUUCAUAACGCAAUGAUAUUCACGUACUAAGUGCCACUCGACUGUAGCGAUGUCGCAAUUGAAUGCAACGUCGCUUUCUCUGACGUACAUUUGUAGUGAUAUUUCAAAAUAUCUAAUAUCCCAGCCCUUGUCUCUAUGUAACUACAACGCCUUUGUAGCUAUUCAAAUGACAAACAAGUAAUGUUAACGUCGACCGACUUGUAAAUAAAACAUUGAUUCAAUUA
Molecule: messenger RNA, 2892 nt
Organism: Spodoptera frugiperda (fall armyworm)
Lineage: Eukaryota; Metazoa; Arthropoda; Insecta; Lepidoptera; Noctuidae
Exons: 1
Coding region: 249-1007 (252 amino acids)
Source: RefSeq, a predicted model, not a curated record